Aspergillus sclerotioniger CBS 115572 is the source of this 586-nucleotide messenger RNA. RefSeq lists its product as uncharacterized. The record is from RefSeq and is a predicted model, not a curated record. The transcript has a single exon. The coding region runs from base 107 to 337 and encodes 76 amino acids. Lineage: Eukaryota; Fungi; Ascomycota; Eurotiomycetes; Eurotiales; Aspergillaceae.
CCCUGCUAACCACUUAGUACAGACUACGGAGUCCUCCGUGGCCACUACUUGACAGACAGGCUGUCUUCCCGAGAUCUGAUUUGCUACAUGCUAGAGGAUCUGGGCCAUGGCUUUGAUUCUUCUCAGCGCUUUGAAGGCGGUGGUGGGGGUCUACCCUUGCCAUGCAGCCAUACAAAGCAGGAGAACUGAUUACUGGAUUUUUACCCACAGUUCAGUUGCUACUAGCCUGCUACUGGAACCGAGGAACGAAGGAGGAGUCCAGAGCACCUCCUCCUCCCCCAAGUACGUAGGACCGUUAUUAUCCGCAGUGCGAAGCUCCACUCCCAGCAUCAACUGAAGUACAUAGUAGUAAGUACUAGAUACUUAGAUACGGAGUAGUAGUAGUAAGUACUCCGUACUAUCAGUAUUCGGUCCUUACCAAAGUAUAAUUUUCCGACCGGUGUAUCUGCGAGAUCGACAAUAAGCAUUGUCGGGAUUCGAGGGUGCGUACGGUACUAUAUAAGCUUCCAUUGUCCCGUGCCCUAUAUUCUCCGUACCUAGGUUGGUGUUUGGGGGUUUCACUUUUUUUUUCUUUUUUUUUUUUUUU